This is a messenger RNA of Pollicipes pollicipes, 4079 nucleotides long. RefSeq names its product filaggrin. NCBI's taxonomy places the organism in Eukaryota, Metazoa, Arthropoda, Thecostraca, Pollicipedomorpha, Pollicipedidae. The transcript is spliced from 8 exons. The record is from RefSeq and is a predicted model, not a curated record. Bases 175 to 1683 code for a protein of 502 amino acids.
GCUGUCAGAUUGGAACGAUAGUGUGCCAGUGAUGAUGACCUCGGUUAUUCCCUUGGUCGUGCGUUAGCUAUUAUCAAAAUCGUCCUACAAAAGCGUCUUAUUCGCUCGAAACGAGGUGGAGUCUGCAAGUCGUGUUACAUUGGUGUCGAACGAAUUAUCAGCUCCAUCGAGCAAAUGUCUGUCUCUGGACAAUGGUGUUCGGAGGACGGAUCGAGCCAGUGCUUCGGCCGAUGGUGGGCGUCUCGGCCCUGGACCCCCUCCGACCAGGAUCGGCUGUGGCGAGAGCGCCGCAACGCCAACCUGCUGGGCGCCGUCCAGCGCAUGGGCGACCGGGCUGCCAUGAUGGCGGCGCACACAGACCACCUGCGAGCUGUCCAGCGACGCCACGAAGGACUCGUCUAUCACCUGCUAUACGCUACCGGCCAAUGGCUGGACAGCUACACAUUCCGGUCAUUGGCUGACGGACAGUCAAAAGUCUCAGCGACCCUGAGCCGCCAGUCGUCACUGCUCUCGCUCACCCAACGGUCCUCGCUCAAGCUGUCCACCUCGGAGGAGAUGCUGUUGGAGCAGGCGCUGGACACGGUGUGGCAGCGUGAGUCGGAGCACCGCCGCCAGCUGACCGGACCAGCGCAGAGGCGACGCUCCGACUCCAGCUGCAUCGCCGGCCAGACCGGUCAGUUCACACCCCCGCUGCCGAGGCCGCCAGUCGUGCCAGCCUUCCCCAUGCAGGACCCCGGCAAGGAGGUGGAGAUCAAGGAGACGGAGGUUAAGGUGGUGGAGCGGCGCGAGAACGAGUGGACGGCCGAGUGGGACUGGGCCGAGCGUGAGCGGCGCCGCAACGCCGAGCGCGCCGCGCGCCGCAGGGGGAACGGCCAGGUCCCGGCCGGCGCUGCCGCGGCGGACCACCAGGCGGCGGCAGACGGAGCAGCCGCCCAGGAGCGACAGGACGCCCCAGAUGGCGGUGAGGACCGACGGGCGACGGCAGACGGGGCAGCCGCCCAGGAGCGACAGGACGCCCCAGAUGGCGGUGAGGACCGACGGGCGACGGCAGACGGGGCAGCCGUCCAGGAGCGACAGGACGCCCCAGAUGGCAGGGAACAGCGACGGGCGGCGGCAGACGGAGCAGCCGUCCAGGAGCGACAGGACGCCCCAGAUAGCGGUGAGGAACGGCAGGUGGCGGCAGAUGGAGCGGCCGCACAGGAGCAGCAGGACCUCCCAGAUGUUGGAGAAGAGCGACAGGCGGCGGCAGACGGAGGAGCUGAUCACGAGGAGCAAGGAUCCUCCAGUGUCGAACAGCAGCAGCAGGAGGCUGAGGAUGGGGUGGCGCCGCAGCGGCAGGCGACUGAGGUCGAGGCUGCUCCGGAUAAGCAGCAGGAGCCCCGGCCCCACCAGCCUCCUCGCAGCGGAGAGUCGGACAGCGAAGCUCACAGCGAGCGUGGGGCCAUGGGCGGAGGAGCUUCGGAGCAGCAGCGGGAAGGGGGCAGGGGUGAUGAGGCUCGUGACGGGGGUAAUGCCGAGCAGCGGCCGCUUCGUCGUCAGAACGAGUCGGCCAACGAAGACCAAGGCGAACGCCAACAUCAGGCCUCCCAACAACGGGAGUCUCACCCCGGCGCGGCGAAGGAGGCUGACGACGGCGCGACCGGGAGUGCCAGCGGAGCGGCAGCACUGCCGGCCCACCCGUAACCAGCCCGGCCCGGCCUACCGCGGCCCGCCGCCCACCGGCUGCUGCGCGGAUCUCGACUAAUAGUCGUCCACUGCGCUGAUCUCAGCCAACAGCCUUCCAUUGCGCUGAUCUCAGCCAGAAGUCGUCCAUUUCGCUGGUCUCAGCCAAUAGCCAUCCACUGCGCUGAUCUCAGUCACUAGCCCUCCACUUUGGCUGAUCUCAGCCAAUAGCUGUCCGCUGCGCUGAUCUCAGCCAAUAGCCAUCCACUGUGCUGAUCUUAGACAAAAGCCAUCCACUGCGCUGAUCUCAGUCACUAGCCGUCCACUUUGCUGAUCUUAGCCAAUGGCCGCCCACAGUGCUGAUCUUAGUCAAUAGCCGUCCAUUGCGCUGAUCUCAACCAAUAGCUGUCCACUGCGCUGAUCUCAGCCAUUAGCUGUCCACUGCGCUGAUGUCAGCCAAUAGCCGUUCACUGCGCUGAUCUCAGACAAUAGCCAUCCACUGCGCUGAUCUCAGUGACUAGCCGUCCACUUUGCUGAUCUUAGCCAAUGGCCGCCCACGGUGCUGAUCUUAGUCAAUAGCCGUCCAUUGCGCCGAUCUCAGCCAAUAGCCGUCCACUGCGCUGAUCUCAGCCAAUAGCUGUGCACUGCGCUGAUCUUAGCCAAUAGCCGCCCACGGUGCCGAUCUUAGUCAAUAGCUGUCCACUGCGUUGUUCCCAGUUAAUAGCCGUCAACUGUGCUGAUCUCAGCCAAUAGCCGUCCACUGCGUUGAUCUCGGCCACUUGCCGUUCAUUGCGCCGAUCUCAGCCAAUAGGCGCCCACGGCGCGGAUCUUAGCCAAUAGCCGUCUACUGCGCUGAUCUCGGUUAUCAACGGAUGGCCGCCAUCCGCAAUGCCUUGCGUGCACCACUGGAUGUGUGCUGCCGGGAUGUCCAAGUGUGGAUGAUCCUCACUGGUACGUUAGCACCAGUUCCCUCUUCUGGCCGCCCGUUCAUUCCUGGCUGUCCACUGCAGCCCAUCCAUGCUCUUUGGUGAUUGUGCUCCAUGUAGCUACUAAUGUUAAGACGGUGCCGUUAGCCUUAAUCCUUGUAGAAUGACUAGGAGAAAGGAGAUAUAGAUGCAUUGAUAUCUCGGCUACAUGGUUCAUGAAAACGGAUGUGAGCAGUUAAUCCAAAAUUUAAAAUUUCCUGCCGAUCCCACUUGAAUUUUGAAGUUUGCAUUCACAUGCGUUUCGAUAAAGGCAUGUGGCUGAAAUAUCGGUUCGUCUUUUCCCCUUUCUCUUGUUUAUUUAGCGAGCAAUAUGACUAACAAUACCGUCCCGACUACAGUGGUAAUACAUAGCGCUUUAUGCAUAAAAUUUCUCGCGAAUGCACUCUGCAACUAACGUAACUAAUAUUGGCAUCAAUGGCCCUUUAUGUUGGUUUGCGGGGUUACAAUUUUUACUCGGCUGUACGUAAUUUGAAAAGUUACAUGCGUACGUCACAAAAGCGGGGUACAUACAUGCGUGUGGCUGAAUAAGGCGGCGUAACAUGCGGCCGUCAUCUUCUUUUUUUCGCUCAUUGUCUUGCACCAAACUUCUCGUAUCGUGAUCAAGCUCUAAAAGAACUCGUCUUAAAUUGGUCAUCAUGCUCCGAAGUUCCGUCUGACAUAUGACGUGAAGGUCGAAGUAAAAUUAUGAUGUCCAAAUAUGACGUGCUGCAUUUUAUUUACGAUGAUAGAUGGAAGUCCACAUUCGCUCAGAUGUAAAUACAUUUGCUGUGCGACAUAUUCGCGAUACAGAGGGUCAAAUCACCGUUUACCUCACGUUCCGCAUUUUUUAAUUUAAAGUUCACGAGAGUUGAUACAUGGUUGAGCCCCUGGAUCGACUGAAUCAUAUCCGACAAAUGGUGCACAUGCUGAAUACGCUUGUAACAGAAGUUGCGUGUAUACGCAUGUAUAAUGAUAACACGUUGUGUAUUGGGUAUAUAUCAAGAAACGAACGUUUGAACGCCUAAGCGGCUGUGAACUUUGAACUACAGUCAUGAAUCAAUUGCAAUAUAUAUGUCAUGACUGUACGAUGUCCCAACUUAACUUUCGCCGUGACGAUGGCGUAUAUAUUUUGUUUUUAAUGUCGGAAAGGAAUGGCCAGGUUUAGAUAAGCUCUUUUCGAGCUUGAUCAUGAGACGAAAAGCUUGAUACGAGACAUUGCGGGAUAUUGAGCGAAGCGAAAAAGAAGUAACGGCCUCGUGUUGCGGUGUUGUGUCCGACAAGAAAUGCUUACUGGAAGGUCUGCUACCUAAGUUUACAUGCGUCCGUAUGUAUGUUCAUCCCCGACAGGGCCUAGGUGUGUUGGUCGAAAACGCCUGGCGAAAAUCUCACAGCAGACAAAGAUUUUCUCCCGCAUAAAGAAAAAAGAUUAAGAAAAGUACUGCAGUGUUUGGU